UUGGUGGAGGAUUUGGAAGAAGACGAGCCUGUUGUUGUUUACGUUAAAUAAUAAAUCCUUUUUAAAAAACCGACAUAACUUUGAAUGUUUAAGAAACCAAGUUACGGUAAUGACAAGAAGUUCUCCAUCAUCGCGUGAUUCCAGUCCAGACAGACAUCACAGAAGGAGACACAGACAUGGAUCCACGUCUCCCAGACACGGCGAGUCGACGAGACGUCGUCAUUCACCCGCGUCUCCACACAGACACAAACGAGAAAACUUCAGCGAUUUAGCAGAUAAAAAUUUCAUGAACUCGGAAGAAAGUCACAGAUCUAGUCAAAGACAUCGAUCCAGGUCACGGUCUCCCGCAGAUUUGUUGAAAAAAGGAAAUUACUAUGAGAGGUCACGGUCACCCAUUGACAGAAGAAUGGGAUCCAUGUUACCGCAUUCUCAUGGAAGGAGUUUUUCACCACCCAACAGUCACUACUCACAAUCUUCCAUGAUAAACAGUGCUGAUGGUUUUAAAAAUGGCUUUAGAAAUGAUCGUCAUCAAGAUGCAAAUGCAGGCGGAACAGAAUUCUGGGAUAGACGACGGUUUGAGCGAGAAAGGCUUGGAGAGCAUGGUGUUUCCGAGCUGUGGAGUAAAUCUCCAGUCCACGGAAUUGAUGUUGACUCUGAUUUAGAAGUCAACAAAAAAGAAAAGAAAACUGUCUCGGAGAGUGACUCGGAAUCCGACAGCGGCUCAGAAGAAGAACGCAAAAAGAAGAAAAAGAAAAAAUCCAGCAAGAAGCACAGAAAACACAAAAAGAAAAGUAAAAAGGUUAAAAAGGCAAAGAAGAGCAAACGGAAGAAAUCCAAGUCAAAGGUGAGGGCGAGUAGCUCUAGUGAGGAGUCAGAGGAAAAGGACGAUGAAGAAGAAGCUGUGUGGAUGGAGAAAAAAGUUGCCGAUGAUGAAGAAACCGAUGAUGUAGAAACGGAUGUCGUUGGACCUCAGCCGUUUGUUCCCACAGCCUCAGGCAGUGACAAAUUGGAUUACGGUCGUGCCCUGCUUCCUGGUGAAGGUGCGGCUAUGGCUGCAUAUAUCGCAGACGGAAAGAGAAUUCCACGCAGAGGAGAGAUUGGACUGACUUGCGAAGAGAUUGAAUCGUUUGAACAUGUCGGCUAUGUGAUGAGUGGCAGCAGACAUCGUCGUAUGGAGGCUGUCCGUCUCCGGAAAGAGAACCAGAUUUACAGUGCCGAUGAGAAGCGAGCUUUAGCGAACUUCAACCAUGAAGAACGAGCCAAACGAGAGUCUAAGAUAUUGUCACAGUUUAGAGAGAUGGUGCACAAACGAAUUCAGGACAAAAACUGAAAAUGAAACGUACUCAUAUCAUCCGACUGUCUGUGGGCUUUGGGAAAAAACUUUAUCAGAUUGUAAUAUGGUUAGCAGUUUGGUGGAAACUGAAUAAAACUCAUGGUUUACUGUGUAAAAUAAUGUUUAUAAAUGUAAAUAUUUGAAAAUAAGAUAGGUCGUCAUGGGUAGGUUCUUGAGUUCUGAGACGUAAGCAAUGUGAGAACUAACUUUACCAGAGUCGGACAGUACAGUAACAUUUUAAAAACGGGUUACAUGUGCGGUGAAAUUUCCCUGAAAAUGUAUAAUCAGAUUCUUAAAACAAUUUUGCUAUGUAUGUAGCUAAAUUCUCAAGAUAAAAAUCUUAAAAAAAAACAAGAUGAAAAAGAGAAAGGUUUUCUCUUGUUAUUAAGGUUUUUUCUGGCUGUAAGGAGUCCGAAUAAAAUCUGUACCUUUUUUAAUGAAAAUUUCAGUCCUGAAAAAAAGCAACUGUACAUUAAAAUAUUUCAGAGAAUUUGAUGUAAUAUCUGAAGAACAUCAAAAUACUGGGAAAUGUUUUCACUUGUGUAUACACUUGGAGCCUUGCUCAUAUGGGAUACUAGAACAUGUGCGAGUACCUGUACUAAGAUGAGAUAUUAUUAUGGUGGCAGUAGUAUUUAAUUUAAACCAGAUUCAACUGGCAAAUCGGAAAUGUUUGGUUAAGCACAGUGCUAGAUUUAAAAACAGGUCUGUCGUUUAUCAGUUUACAAAACACACUAAAACACCCAUAAUGACCAGGGCCCGGUUCCAUGAAGCGAUCUUAGUCUUAAGAUCAUCAUAAAUGCAUAGCUACCUUAUGCACUCGAGGUGAUCUUAGCACUAAGAUCACCAUAAAUGCAUAGCUACCUUAUGCACUCGAGGCAACCUUGGCCUUAAGAUCACCAUAAAUGCAUAGCUACCUUAUGCACUCGAGGUGAUCUUAGCACAAAGAUCGCAUCGUGGAAUGGGACCAUUUGUUUUGGUCAAGUCUACAAGUAGAUCAUUGAAUAAGAUUCAUAGGGUACUAAUAAGACUGCCGUUUCAUAUACUAUUUUUGUUACAAUAGAAUGAUUUUAUGGAGGAUAUGAAGGUCUUAUGAAAUGAUAGAAAAAUGAUUGUGAAUUGUGGAUUCAAUAGAGGCUUUCAUUCAAGUUGAGAUAGAUUUGUAUGUAAAUAUUUUUCCUUUUUUAUUUUAACUUGAACUACUCUAUUAGAUACAGGGCUCGAACUUAAGAAUUUGUCUCCCACGGCAAUUUAAAAACAAAAUUAUUGUGAGUGAAAUGGACCACCGACGGCAAUUUAAAGCCUGACCAUGGCAUUUUGAAAAAAAAGAAGACUUUUGCAGCAAAUAAAUAAGACUGAAAGGUUAUUUUGAUGUAUGUAGACAUAUUUUAAAUGUACUAAUGUUCUAUACUGGCAGCUAAUGUAUACCAGGUGUAAACAUUUUGUUACCAUUGAGGAGCUUUAUGCUUCCGAUCUACAGCAAUUUAUAUCUCAACAACAGCAGUUGCCAUCUGUGCCAUCGUUAAAUUCGAUCCCUGGAAUAUUUGAAUAAGUUACCAUCAGCUACAUGUACAUGUUAAGGGCUAACACACUGAGAAACAUCCCAAAUUGAAGUUUUCUUGACAUUUGUUCGUCUGCAUUUCAGUUGUGUCGUUCUUGAUGUAAUUUAUAGCUUUAUGUACAUACUUUUCCUCUUUAGAUUAAUAAACUGUAUCAUAUAUCAUA
This is a messenger RNA of Gigantopelta aegis, 3055 nucleotides long. RefSeq names its product NKAP-like protein. The record is from RefSeq and is a predicted model, not a curated record. The coding region runs from base 110 to 1330 and encodes 406 amino acids. Gene Ontology annotation, biological process: regulation of gene expression. Gene Ontology annotation, cellular component: nucleus. The transcript is spliced from 10 exons. Gene Ontology annotation, molecular function: chromatin binding. Lineage: Eukaryota; Metazoa; Mollusca; Gastropoda; Neomphalida; Peltospiridae.